Molecule: messenger RNA, 1005 nt
Organism: Naegleria lovaniensis
Lineage: Eukaryota; Heterolobosea; Eutetramitea; Acrasida; Naegleriidae
Exons: 1
Coding region: 1-1005 (334 amino acids)
Biological process (GO): signal transduction
Cellular component (GO): plasma membrane
Molecular function (GO): GTPase activity; GTP binding; GDP binding
Source: RefSeq, a predicted model, not a curated record
AUGUCUCAACAUUCAUUAACAUCUUUGCCUCUUGAAAUUCUCUCGGAAAUUUUCAAAUAUUUACUACACAGUGAUACAAGUAGGAAUUUAAUAAAUUACAAGAAUGAUGUCUCGGAGUUAUGUAAAUUAGAUUUAUUAUGCAAGCAAUUUUCAAAGAAUGAAAAUUAUAGAAAUUAUAUGGAUGAGAAAUAUUGGAAGAGUAUUCUUUUGAGAUUAGUCGGAAUCAAUCCGUGCCAAUCCAAUGAUGAUGUAAACAAGGAACAUACGAUUGAACCAUCUGUAUUGGAUCAAUUAUCAAAAAGAACCUUUAAACAAAGCUUUGGAUUGAUGAACCAUUAUUUACAUCAAACCAAUGAUGAACACCACAAACUCGAUAGAUCUUUGGUAAAUAUAUUAAUAUACGGAGAAGGUGGUGUUGGUAAAACUUCAAUUGCUCGAAGAGUUGUUGAGAAUCGAUUUUUGGAAUUCUAUGAACCAAACAUGUAUGAAGAAUUUGAAAAACAAAUCAUCUUAGAUGACGCUACUUCAGUUAGAGUUACAUUGUGGGAUACUGCUGAACACAUGGAAUUCAGUGCCAUGAGAGACAUGUAUAUUAGAAAAUGUUCAAGUUAUAUCAUUGUUUGUGAUAUUACGGAUUUAAAAACACUUCAAGGAGUUGAAAUUUGUGUCGAACAAAUUAUUCGAUGUAAUGAUGAUGAAAACUUUCCAUUCCUAUUCAUGAUUAAUAAGGUGGAUUUAAUACAGAAUCAUCAUUCUCAGAGUAUAACAAAAUCGAUGGUUGAGAAAAUAUUGAAGCAACAAUGGAUUACUGAUUUUGAAAUUGUUGAAACGAGCGCAAAAGAAAAUAUCAAUUUAGAUGAACCAUUGAAAACACUGGUUAGAAAACAUUGUAAUUUUCUUCCAACUCAUGUCAAAAGACAAAGAAGAUGGUUUUUGAAACAAAUUGCAAAAAAGGGAGUCCGCGCUUUAAAUCAUAAUAGUAAGAGCUCUUGUGGUUUAAUGUAA